UAACUCCCGUGAACUCAGGGUCGAGACGUUUUGUGGAAAAUCUAGUUCCGUCUCCUGCGGUUUUGUGGGGUGAGUUGGUGCGCGUUCUCCUGUGCUCCCGGCUACGAAACGGCUGCUGAGACACAUGCAGAAAGGAAACAACGUUGCCAUCAUGGGGUGCGGCACCUCAAUAACCACUGAGAACCAAGGAAGGCCUACAGAAUUCGAUAUGUCUGCCAAGCAGUGCAGCCCAGCCCUGACGAUGAAGGCAGCCAUUCUGAUCCAGCGAUGGUACAGACGUUACAUUGCCCGGCUGGAGAUGAGGAGACGCUAUACAUGGAACAUAUUUCAGUCUAUAGAGUACGCAGGGGAACAGGACCAGCUGCAGCUUUCCAGUUUCUUCAGUUUUAUGUUGGAUAACUUCAGUCAGCUGAAUGGGAAAGAACCAGAUCUGAUCAGUCAUCUGCUGGACCCGGCUGUGGACACGGCCGUGGACCCGGUGGUGGAGGAUCAGAGGCAGUGCAGGUAUGAGCAUAUCUUAGUGCCCGAGUCUUACAGCGGCCCACACCUCUCCUUCCCUCUGAGUGUCACCGACACCAACGCCCUUCUCGGCGCCUUCAAGGAGCAACAGACUCUCCAUGCCAAAUAUGUACUACAGCUACUCGACAAGACACAGAAGUUCUUAAAACAGAUGCCGAAUGUCAUUUAUGUGUCGUCUUCCUACGCCAAAGAGAUCACAAUCUGUGGUGACCUGCAUGGAAGACUGGAUGAUUUACUGCUUAUAUUUUAUAAGAAUGGUCUCCCAUCUGCUGAGAAUCCUUACAUAUUCAACGGAGACUUUGUGGACAGGGGGAAGAAAUCCAUCGAGAUCAUCAUCAUCUUGUUUGCUUUCCUGCUCCUGUACCCAGACCACAUGCAUCUUAACCGAGGCAACCAUGAGGACCACAUCAUGAACCUGAGAUAUGGCUUUACAAAAGAGGUUAUGCAAAAAUAUAAAACUCAUGGCAGAGAGAUUCUCCAGCUGCUGCAGGAUGUGUUCAGUUUGCUCCCCAUCGCCACCGUCAUAGAUAACAAAGUCCUCGUUGUUCACGGUGGCCUUUCCGACCACACUGACCUGGACUUCCUGAACACUGUAAAAAGACACAAGGUGAAGUCGGCACUACGCUUGCCCAAGUGCAGCGUGGACCGCAAGGACGUGCGCACCAGCAGCACCAGACAGAGAGGCGGGGCCAGACUGCACAGCCCUCAUUCAACCGGCCACGUCCCUCACAGGAGGAAGGGCCACCACACCCGCCCGAGCAGCAGCUCCUCUUCCUCCUCUUCCUCCUCGUCGACGCCAUCAGUGUGUUCGCCGCACCAUCGCCCGCCCUCACCAGGGACACCAUGCCCCACCUCCAUGCUGCAGGUUCCCUUCCUGGACUCCAUUGUCUCCCUCGCCCCGCCUCAGCCUCCCAGGGACGAACUGGAGUGGAAACAGGUCGUGGACGUGUUGUGGAGUGACCCAAAGACCCAGAACGGCUGCAGUCCGAACUCGUUCCGGGGUGGAGGCUGCUACUUCGGGCCAGACGUGACCGAGCAGCUACUAAGAAAACAUGGCCUGUGUCUGCUGAUCCGGUCCCACGAGUGUAAACAGGACGGCUAUGAGCUCUGUCAUAACGGACAGGUGAUCACAAUUUUCUCUGCCUCUAACUACUACGAGGAGGGCAGUAAUCGCGGCGCCUAUGUCAAGCUGGGCCCCGAGCUCGUCCCACACUUCUUCCAGUACCAGGUCAGCCGCUGUACCAGGAAGCUGACACUGCAGCAGAGGGUGAGUGUAGCAGAAAGCUCAGCUCUGAAGGCCCUGCAGGAGAAGCUGUUUGCCCAUCGCUCUGAGCUCAUGACUGCCUUUCAGCAGCAUGACGUCAACAACACAGGAAAGAUUUCCACUGCAGAGUGGACCCAGGUGGUAGAUUCUGUCCUGAGGUUAGACCUUCCCUGGCGAACACUGCGGCCACGCCUCGUGCAGCUGGCUCCUGACGGAGACGUGGAGUACGAGUCGUGCUUUGACAGCAUCAGCCUUGGACAACCUAUCCCUAAGGUGGCUCCGAACUUGGCAGAAACUCUGUGUCGGUAUCGGACCGACCUUGAGAUCAUCUUCAAUAUCAUAGACAAAGAUCAUUCAGGUCAGAUCUCCAUCGAGGAAUUCCGCCAGACCUGGAAACUCUUCAGCUCCCACCUCAACAUGGACGUGGACGACAAGGCAAUAGAUGACAUGGCGCGCAGCAUCGACUUCAACAAGGACGGCAGCAUUGACUUCAAUGAGUUCUUGGAGGCCUUCCGAGUUGUGCACAAGCUGGACAUCAAAGAGCAGCAGCAUGGCUGAGACACACAUACACACACACCCCUUCCUCCACACACAAAUGUACUAACCCAUGCCAAGGACAAAACAACUAGUGAUUUGUUUUGAUUCAUUAAGAGAAUAUGUGAUUGUCUGUGCAUGACUAGCAAAAUUUGAAGUGAUUUUUUUUAAAUCCACAUGAAUCGUAUUUGCAUUUGCCUCAGGUGCUCAAAGAUGGAGUGAGCUGCUCUGUUUAGUUGUUUUCUUUUUUUAAUUUUUUUUAUUUUAUUUAAUCUUUUUUUUGUUGUGUUCAUUCCUCUUUGAGUGACACUCCUCUCUGCUCAUAAAUGUGUAGUAGGUGAGUAAUAUUUAGUUGCCUAGAUUCAGGAAGUGAAUAGUCCAUAGCUCUGCAGAGGACUGCUAUUAUACAUUUGGUUCAGUUUAAUAAAUGCUUGAAAAUUAACUGAGCUGAAUUAAAUGGGAGCAUGUGGAAGACACGAGCCAUCAUUCCGCCCAGGGCUGGAGUUUGAAUCUGCCUGGUCAAGUUCACUAUAUAAAUUUGAACAAAUGUUAGCACAUGUACAACCUUGGUGUUUUAGAUGGGUGAUGGAGCAGGUAGAAUGUAGUUAAAAAUGGUAUUCCAGGUUCUGUUUUACCAGCGUAAAGGUGAACAGGUGAAUAGGUGUGCCUUUCUGGACUGGCAUGCUACAUCACACUUGGGAAACAUUUUCUAUACAUCUUUUCUUACAACGGCUGUGUGAGAUGUCUGUAAUUAUGGGGUGAGCGUGUGCUGCCACAGCUUGUACUGGUAUUUUAAAUGUGUGUAAGCAGGUGUAGUUGAGGCCAAAUGUUUACAUGCACUAAGCUUUUCAAGGUUGUAAAUAUUGUAUAUAUCUGUUUUUAUACAAUACCAGUCAUUUGGGAUUUAGUCAACGUGGCAUUUGUCAAUAUGUAUGGUUGGCAUGACAGUUAGGGUAGAACGCCAUCAUCUGCUCUGUUGUUGGUAGGUUUGUCAGUGUUUGGAUGGUUUGGCCUGGGCUACUCCUAAAGUCUUUUUACCCUUUCUUUGCAUCAGCUGUGUAUUUGAUGAGCACGAUACACUUCGUAUUUUGUCUCUGGCUCUUUUGAUAUUGUAUAUCUCUGUCAUGAGAUAUAUUUUUAUAUGUUUUGCCUCUUCAAAACCCCUGCAUCACGUUUACACAUUUACACUUUAUUCAGCUAACCAUUUUAUUACAACGUCCUCUCUCAGACAAGGUUGUAACAGAUUUGGGGGCUUUCAUUUGUGCUGCAACCCAGGUAGAACUUUCUGGCUUAUAUGUUCAGUUCUUUCUUCUGUAUUUUUAGAUAAUCCUCCUCCAUUAUACCAUCUAUUUUUAGAAGUACACCGGUCUUGCUUCCUGUGAAAUGCUUCCACAUGAUGCUUCACAGCUGGGGUGGUGGUCAUUGGAUUAAAAGUCUCACACUUCAUACAUGGUGCUGCCGAACUGUUCAGUUUUUGUUUUUAAUCUGACCAGAGAUUUCUCCAAAAGGCUAGGUCUACAUAGUGAUUUUUGCAUGCAAUUGUUCUUACAGAUGCUGGUGGUAUCUUCAAGUGUUUGGAAAUAAGUAGGAACCAGACUUGUGCAGGUCCACAAUUUCUCUCUGAGGAUUUAGCUGAAGCACAUUGGCUUUUCCCAUGAUCUACAGGGCAAAUAGGCACUUGUUCUAAUGGUAGACCCUUAAACACAGUCACAGGUGCACUCCCAGUUAACUCUGUUAUGACAUUUGGCCAAUCAGAAACUUCUGAAUGUCAUUACAUCAAUUUCUUGAAAUCGUUCAGACUGUUUCAAAAGAUUGUCAGCUUGGUAUAUGUAAACCUUUGACCCACUGGAAAUAUAAUGGUGUAUUAAAAUGUAUAAUCAAAAUGACCUUUGAUAUAAAUAAAUUAGGUUCUCUAAUUCCCUUGCCAAGAGACAAGUAUGGUAUCUUGGAAUGUGGAAUUUGUGUAUGCGUGAAUGUGUAUCUUGGGGUUUUAGUUAUGGUAUUUAACUUCUCCUGCCCUGCUUACCUACAACCAGCAAUGGAAAUGGGUGCAGGCAAAGGUUAAUGCUUGUAAAACGUAAUACGUUUAUCUGUAAGUUAUAAUUCUGUUGCAUAGCCCAGCAUUAGUCAAAAAAAUAUGUAUAACCAAAUUAAAAGUUCCUUAAUGCUGAA
Molecule: messenger RNA, 4489 nt
Organism: Electrophorus electricus (electric eel)
Lineage: Eukaryota; Metazoa; Chordata; Actinopteri; Gymnotiformes; Gymnotidae
Source: RefSeq, a predicted model, not a curated record